Porites lobata is the source of this 1071-nucleotide messenger RNA. The record is from the annotation of a GenBank genome assembly. NCBI's taxonomy places the organism in Eukaryota, Metazoa, Cnidaria, Anthozoa, Scleractinia, Poritidae.
GGACUCCACUUCUUUGAAAAAGUUCAAGACCUACCAACCCGAGGAGCUGUAGCUGUGGAACGUUUCACCAUUGAUGGAAGUUUGUUUCUUGCUUUUGCCAACUAUCAUGGGGACAUUAAAAAAUACAAGACAAGUUCCAUGACCUACAAGAUGGACAACUCAACUGGAAGAUUGUCUUUGUACCAGACCCUGCAGACAAGAGGAGCGUAUGACCUGGAGUACUUUUCUAUCGCUAACAAACAUUUCCUUGCUGUCGCCAAUCAUUACGAUGGAACAUACCGGCUGGACUCUACAGUAUAUCAAUGGAAUGGAACGCUGUUUGUAGACUUUCAGAAAUUGCCGACAAACGGAGCAAUUCGCUUCACCUAUUUCAAGAUACUUGGGGAAAGGUAUCUCGCAGUAGCCAACUACAAUGACGACAGUACCCAUUCUAUAAAGUCAGUUAUCUACAAAUGGAGCAGCGGCAGGUUUAACAGAUUUCAAGACAUACCAACUGACGGUGCCUCCGGAUGCACAGCAUUUGUGAUAAACGGUGACACAUUCAUCGCUUUUGCAAAUCUUUACAACUCCCAACACAAGUUUUCUGUUCAGUCCACUGUGUUCAAAUGGUCAGGAGGUCACUUUGUUAAACUGCAGUCUCUUCAGACUUACGGGGCGAGAGAUGUGAAGUCUUUCAACGUCAACGGACACGCGUUCCUCGCUUUUGCCAACCAAUAUUCUGGAAGUAAGUACAACAUCGAUUCUUUCAUUUACAAGUGGAAUGGUAACAAGUUUGUCCUGUUUCAGUCCAUUCCUACUCGAGGAGCCGCCGCAUGGUGUCCAUUUGUGAUCAAAAACGGUCUCACCUACCUUGGUGUGGCUAAUCACUAUGGUGACAGUCAGAAACACAAUACUCAGUCAGUUGUGUACCAGGCCUCUGGAGCAAGGUUCAUCAAGUACCAAGAGAUUCCCACACAUGGAGCGCAUGGUAUAACGUCAUUUGAGUACAAAGGUCAUACUUACCUUGCAGUAGCAAACUACUACAAUCGCCGGAAGCACAACAUAAACAGCGCCCUGUACAAGUGGGUAUAG